Molecule: messenger RNA, 2316 nt
Organism: Physcomitrium patens
Lineage: Eukaryota; Viridiplantae; Streptophyta; Bryopsida; Funariales; Funariaceae
Source: RefSeq, a predicted model, not a curated record
UCCACAAGUUUCCUUUUUCAUAUCUUGGUAAAUUUUCAAUGGGACUAUCACGGUUGGACCCAUCAUCCAUGUACCCACAAGUGCACUUGCAAGCUGUCACAGAGGAACAGUAACAGAAAGCCUAGCAUGUCCUGAUCUGUACACUUGCGCUCCUACGGGAUAGGCUUUUUGGGUCCUGUUUCCAGUGUGUGUGGAGGUCGAAUGAGCAUAAAUCGACUUCCUACCCAUAUCCGUGCUGGGACAAAUCUACAGGGGGUCACGUCGAUACGAGUGAUGCCGUGAGAGGCCAGUUGAAGGUGCGGCACCGCGGAGGCUGCAAACCAGUGUACGAGAUCAGUUGAGAAGCGUACAUCACCGAAACCGGGCGCCUAUUUAGUACUAGAGGGAGUCAUGAAGCUUGUGGUUUAUCUCAGACACCAGCGCGUGUUUUCUGCUUGCAUGAGGGUGUCGUCGCCAUCGAGAAGCCCAGGCCACGUUUUUCUGAAGAGAGGUUCGUCAGAUAAUUCGAAACCAAAGAUCAGCGGUGUCGUGGAUACCCUGAUCUUCGCCGGAGGGAGUAUGAAGGUGGCAUGCGUCAUCCAGCACGAAGCCGUCGAGCUGUGUCUAGAAAAGGUUAAACCAAACCAUGCACAGAAGAGUUUGCAGCUUUGGAUGUGUGUGCACCUCGUCGGAGAAGAAGCGAGUGAAGAAGUUUGCACCUUGGGCCUGGCUCUUAGAUCCACAAUGCCAUGAGCGUAGAAAUACUCUUGCCAAACUCGAAGAAAAUAUUUCGAUUUUGUGGAAAAUUUCUAUACAUAAUCCAUGAACAUCCAAGGAGGAAGCAUGCUUAUUUUGUCUGAAGAUCAGCAGGGUCUAGCACACGGCAUUGUAGGUCUAAGAGCUGGGUCGAGAGUGGAGAAUUGCAAGACAGCGAGGAGAAGAACCAUUUCAGCUUCUACAGUAAGUUGUGAAUUGUCUUUGAAGUUUUAGACCACAAAUAUGGACACCGAAAUGAUCAGUCAACUUCUUAUUAGUUUCCAUUUGAUUAUAUCUCAUUCUUCCUCUCAAAAAAUAAAAAUAUAAAAGAGUGGAAACCUCACUAAAAUUCCUGGAGUCCUUCAACAUGAAAUUCAACUUCUGAAGAAUCGUGAAUGUUGUCAUUGUAAAGCUUAGGCUAGUGAGUUUCAGUUUACAUAUUUUUAUUCAUAAUAUGUAUGUAUGUAUAUAUAUAUAUAUAUAUAUAUAUGUAUAUAUAUUCUUAACCAAUUGCUGAAUCUUUUAAGUGCUUUUCUUCAGUCAGUUUUCACCAAGGUCAAGUCCUAAUUUGCUUCCAAACCUUUCAAAUCUGAUGUUUCCUGUGCAAAGCAAUAUUUAGCUGUUUGAAGUAGUAACAGUUAUAAUCACUGUUGGAUCCCAUGAAUUACUUUACACCAUGUAUUGUAUUUGACAUGCAGAAAAUCAGGUACAAAUCUAUGGUAACAGGUGGAGAUCAUGGUGUAAAUAAGAGAAGUUGGUUACCUAGCUACAUAUCUAUCUAUCUGAUUGGUUCUGAUUAACGCAAUCUUUUUAUUUUUUGGAAGGGUUUUGCGAGUGAUACUGCAAUCCUUAAGACUUUGAUUCAUCAUUCUCCAAGACCUCAACUGGUGUGUGGUCUGUUGGAUAAAGCACUAUGACACACAAGCUUUUGUACUAGUAUUUAUCAUUCUGAUCAUUAUUUGGCAGGGGAUUUGAAAAGCUGGUUGUUUCAAUGCUUUGAGAUUCAGGAUAUUCUGGAGUGUGAAGUUCCAUUGUCAACAGCCUUGUCCUAAUUGUUGCAAGUUACUUGGAUAAUAAGAGAUGGGGAACAGGUCUUUAGAAUCUAGGUUAGACUUCCUAAUCCCUAUUUUUAAUUGAGUAGUAGUGAGACCUCUUUCAACCCCAUAGAGAUUAUAAGGCUCACAAACAGGCAGUACUUUUGUUGCCUCAUUUGCUUUUUAAUCACUCCUUACCUGUAUCCUCCAUACAUGCCCACAGAAGAAUUUGCACAAACAAACAUUGUUCUGUUGAAUGGUUUCAUAUCACAGGAUGAGUGAGAAUAACAUGAGUUAUUCUUUCAAGUUAUACAAGCAGAGAUUGGGUAGAAAUGGGUAAUAUAGCUUGACUUGAUUUAAGUAUCUUUAUGGAUUGAAGCAUAUGACUAGUAUUACAAUCACAAAUAUUAUAUCUAUUUCUCCUACAGACACAGUAAGAUUUCACAGUAUUCCUCAUAUGAGUGGAAAGAGUUAGGAGCAGUAGACAUAUGUAAUGUAUGAAUAUGAAACACCUGGUGAAAGUAAAAGUUUGUCAAGUUAAGUGGUA